AAGUUCAGAAUGCAGAUCUAUAAUUUUAAAUGCAGACAAGCAGCCUGAGCUAGCCCCCAGCUAGCGCUUGCCAAGCACAACAAUGGAGCUGUUCCCCGGGUGCUGGAGCAGGGUGCAACGCUACCUGCUCUCCCAGACUUUUCUGGAGCGCCACUGUGUGGUGGCGCAGUACUUCCUUUCUGAUCGCGUGGGGGGGCCUCAAAAUGGACACAACCUGGUGAAUGGUUCAUCAAUUCGAUUGCAAGCGGCUGCCAUGCAUUGGUUGUCUUCCAGCAGUAUCAAUGACAGCGGUAGGAUCGCAGAUGCACCAGCAGUGUCGAAGGUGGGACCACCGAUCGGUUCACUUAGCCAGAAUAAUUUCAUUGGCACUUUCAGCAGCAGCAAACACUCAUUGAAAGUUCCCACAGCCAGCCUGGUAGGCAAUGCUGUGACAGGGGUCCAACCUUUGGGACCGCAGUUUGGUGGUGGACUUUGCAGGGAGGAGCUGACACCUUUUUCUCAAAGCCAUGCAUGCAACGGGCAGCGGAGCAUCCACGCUUCUCCAGCUGCAGCUGGCGCUGAAGUGGACGGCCAGUCUGGCAUCUCAAACAUUGUGAACGAGAUGAUUGAGUACUGCAACACUUGCAGAUCAAGAGGCUCAUAUGUAGAGGCACUUCGAAUCCUGGAGACUGCAGAGCAGGCCGCGUCUCAAGCAUCUGGCUUUCCUCAAAAAGAAGCCCUCGGCCGAAUCCAACUCGCAAAAGCAGCCGUUCAGUGCGACAGGUGUGAAUACGGGGCAGCUGUGGACACCCUUUGGCCAAACUUCCCAGAUCUUGCAACGAAUCACUCUGACGACAGACUCCGGCACAUAACAGAUGCUUCUCUACACGCAGCAGUUUACAUCAUGCUGACGCUAAAUAAGGAUGAAGAGGCGAAGGAAAUGGUGAACAGCGCAGUCAAAGCAUGUCCAUCUCGAAAGGAACUCUUUGAGCGUACGGGACUGGAUGCGGCACUGGCAGCAGCGGCCGGGGAAGAAACGCCGGCCGACACAAUCGUCAAAUCGGGCCAGAGUCAAGUCCUGGCAGAGGCGUUCGGUCAUUGCGCCGCGGGCCCCUUCGUCGAGGUGCGCGAAGCGGAGCUCUCAGAGGCGCUCCGGACAAUCACGUACGAGACGUUCUGGACUGAACGAGGAGGAUCAGACACGGACGAAAAGAACUUCCUGGAGGACGUCGCCAUGAGACGGUUGGGAUCGCAGAUCAAGAAAGCGAGUGCUAUCACCGGCGACAAACACCCGCGCAUGGCCCUCGUUCUUAUCCUGUUGGGCCGCGUCUUUGCGAAGCUCGCGGACCACGCUGAAAGUGCGGCGCUACUGGCUGAGUCCUCGUUUAACGCGGCGCUCAAGAUCCUGGAGGGGCCUUCAGUUGCAUCUUCCGGCGCGUACUCCGAAGCUACGGACUUGACAAAAGCAUGCCUGGCCGCCGUGCUCAAAGUCUUUCCAUGGCGGGAGAGCGAAGCGGACCGAGUGGCGAGCGCCGUGAAGGACCGUCGCCUGCUCGACGAUGGUGUCCUACGAAGGGCCUUCAUACUUGGUUUGGAAGGAAGGGUACAUAUGAUUGUUGACAAGAGGUAGUUGGUGAAGCGUCGAGCUCGAUUUGCUCCCAGCUGCCCAAAGAGAGAGCAUGUGUACAUGAUCACGUGCGGAUGUAGAUGUUGGAGGCCAAGAACGCUCAUCAAGCAUGGUGUCGAGGCGUCGAGAUCGGUAGUCUGCCAGCCGCCCAACGAAAAGAGCAUGUACAUAUGAGCACGUUCGGAUUUAGAACUUAGCAGCCAAGAAUGCUGAUCAAGCACCUAGUAGGUCAUGACAUCUCGAGAGGCGGCCACUCAGCGACCAGAAUUCUAAUAGCCAACAUAUGCAGUUUCGCUGAGUUCGACGGAGCAAUGUCAGCAUCCCUGCGUAAAGAUCAAACUGGCAUGCCGCGAGCAGGCCCGUAACAUGGAUCGAUCAACGAGACGAGAAAAGGAUCCUAUUCAUAUGUGC
Messenger RNA from Klebsormidium nitens, 2017 nucleotides. The record is from the annotation of a GenBank genome assembly. Lineage: Eukaryota; Viridiplantae; Streptophyta; Klebsormidiophyceae; Klebsormidiales; Klebsormidiaceae.